This is a messenger RNA of Apodemus sylvaticus (European woodmouse), 3514 nucleotides long. RefSeq names its product cyclin G1 (gene Ccng1). The transcript has 6 exons. The coding region runs from base 274 to 1158 and encodes 294 amino acids. The record is from RefSeq and is a predicted model, not a curated record. Gene Ontology annotation, molecular function: cyclin-dependent protein serine/threonine kinase regulator activity. Lineage: Eukaryota; Metazoa; Chordata; Mammalia; Rodentia; Muridae. Gene Ontology annotation, biological process: mitotic cell cycle phase transition; regulation of cyclin-dependent protein serine/threonine kinase activity. Gene Ontology annotation, cellular component: nucleus; cytoplasm; cyclin-dependent protein kinase holoenzyme complex.
GAUGCGUCCCAGUGUGUAAGCCGGGUCCCCAGCUUGUCUCUCCGGGGCUGGGCGGCAGUCCUUCCCUUCGCGCUGACCCCGAGGAAGACAGCGCCGAGUCAGGGCGCUGAGGGACCCUCCACCGCGACGCCGGCCCCUCCCCGGGCCUCUGCUCACUUGCCCCCCACCCCCGCGAGUCCGUCCCCCUAGUCGGCCUGUCGGAUCGGGGACGUGGGGCGAGCUGAGAGCAGGCCCGGGGUGGGUGGUCACCGUGGUGAAGACGUGGCUGUCAAGAUGAUAGAAGUACUGACAACUGACUCUCAGGAACUGCUACACCAGCUGGACACCCUGUUGGAACAGGAGUCCAGAUGUCAGCCAAAGGUCUGCGGCUUGAAACUAAUCGAGUCUGCCCACGAUAAUGGCCUCAGAAUGACUGCAAGACUACGAGACUUUGAAGUCAAAGAUCUACUUAGUCUAACUCAGUUCUUUGGCUUCGACACAGAGACAUUUUCCCUAGCUGUGAAUUUACUGGACAGAUUCUUGUCUAAAAUGAAGGUACAGGCGAAGCACCUUGGGUGUGUUGGACUGAGCUGCUUUUAUUUGGCUGUGAAAUCGAUUGAAGAGGAAAGGAAUGUCCCACUGGCGACUGAUUUGAUCCGAAUAAGUCAGUAUAGGUUCACGGUUUCUGACCUGAUGAGAAUGGAGAAGAUUGUGUUGGAGAAAGUGUGCUGGAAAGUCAGAGCCACGACUGCCUUUCAGUUUCUGCAGCUGUACCACGCACUCAUCCAUGAGACCUUGCCAUCUGAGAGGAGAAAGGAUCUGAAUUUUGAAAGACUAGAAGCCCAACUUAAGGCAUGCCAUUGCAGGAUCAUAUUUUCUAAGGCAAAGCCUUCUGUGCUGGCACUGUCUAUCAUUGCUUUGGAGAUCCAAGCACUGAAGUGCGUAGAGUUAACAGAAGGAGUUGAAUGUAUUCAGAAACAUUCCAAGAUAAGUGGCCGAGAUCUGACCUUCUGGCAAGAACUUGUUUCCAAGUGUUUAACUGAAUACUCCUCAAACAAGUGCUCCAAACCAAACGGUCAGAAGUUGAAAUGGAUUGUGUCUGGACGCACUGCACGGCAACUGAGGCACAGUUAUUAUAGAAUAACUCACCUCCCAACGAUUCCCGAGACCAUUUGUUAGUUGGUAAAUCUGGUUGUUAGUCUCUGUAUACAGAAAAAUGUCCAGUGUGAUCAUUUUCUGCUACAACUAAAGAAUUGAAAUACUAUCUUCAAUAUAAAGAAUAUGGGAUGAAAAUAGUAAAGGAAAAGUGAGUUUGUUGAUCCAGAUAGAGAAUUCUGGAAGGCAUUCACUGUGUACAGGGCUUAGCAGUCUCAAGAGAAAGGACAUAUCAAACUUCUAGAUACAUGCUAGUACUUUUUUGUCAAAGGAUUAGCGUAGCAAAGAGAAUCCUCCAAACCUGAACUUUAAACGUAGUUACGGAAAUAGCACUUCUUUAAAUUACAUAUCACCCUACUGUAGCUUAUUUAAAGUUACAUAAGCCCAAAGAGAACAAUAAGAGAUGUGACCCAUAUAGGAACAAAUUUUAAUCUGUCCAUUGAUUAGGAAAGUGGAGUGUAAACUUGGGUGACAGACUUACAAAUAUAGGGCAUGCCCACAUCAGGUUUCUGGAAACUGCUGGGAUAUCUCAAUUCUAUAGUUAGUAUUUUCCCUCUAUAGCAGUUGGACUAAUACAAAGUAAUUAUAUGCAUGAAAAUAUAAAAUUGGUCUCUGCUACAUAUACAUUUUGGCCAUCUAAAUUUCUUAAUCAUAGCAAAGAUUUAUCUUCUUAUGAUUAAAAACAAUUUUUUUCUUAAUGUAUGGCAGCACACGCCUUUAAUCCCAGCACUAGGGAGGUAGGGGCAGGUGGAUCUCUGAGUUCGAAGCCAGGCUGAUCUCCAGUGAGUUGCAACAGCUAGAGAGCUACAUAAGGGAGAGACCCUGUCUUAAAAAUACUCAAAACAAACAAACAACAUGUAUAAACAUUGCUGGGAAGAUAGGGAAGAGGGUUUAGAAGGGACGGGAAGGGUGCUUGCCCAAGCCUGGCAGCCUGACUUCAUUCUUCAGGGCCCACGUGAUGGAAGGAGAGAACAGCCUCCCCAUUUCCUUGGCAAGUUCUCUCACAUAGCACAUGCCUCACCUCCCCCCUGAAAUAAAUAUAUGAUCAAGCAUCUGAGAUAUCACCAGUUCCCCCUUAGCAGCUUGCAGUUUCGAGGCAGAUUUCUGUUAAGUUGGGUUUGUGUUGUUUGCCUAUGCAGCAGGAUUGCAGCAGCAACCAAAAAAACGGUCCCUCAAGUCUCUCUGCCACUCUGACCUGAGUUUCCUAUGGUACAGAAUUUACUCUGAAAAGCCUCAGCACCUUACCAGGUAGCACUGGCAGAAUGGCCUCGCAGUUGGGAAAACUCCCAAUUCUAGGCUUGGGAGAGUUAUGCUUAGAUUUGAAUUCACCCAGGAAGCAUUCAAAUCAAGGCUAAAGACAUAAAUGUGAAAUAAAACUGUGAACCUUCAUUUUAACAUUGAUGUAACUUCCCAGAUUUGAUCAAUAUAUACUUAGGUGGUAUUAAAAAUGGUAAACUGCUUAAUUUAAAUCUCAAUUUAAACUAUGAGGUUUACAUUAAAACCAACAUCUCACAAAUGCACUUUUUUUAAGGUAUUAAAAGAGGUAUUUAAGCAGUAAAUGGUUUCUUGGCACCCAUAACCAAGUAAUAGUUAAUUUAGAGGUGGGAUUUUUUUUUUUAUUGCUAUGAGAAUUACAUUUAAAAUUGUGGGUGUUUUAUAUAAAGCAGAUUUCACAAGUUUUGAAAAUUUGUUACCUUUAAUAUUUCUUCUAGAGGAUAGUUGUUUGUAUCCAUAGUAAAAGAAAAAUUCAUCAGAAUUGCUGCUUCAACCUAGUCCCAUCUGAGAGAAUUUGUUUUUAUUUUAAUAACUGGAUGAGUUAUCACUCUGAAAUUUUAUUUAUUGCACUAAAGUUAGUUUAGACUUGAUAAAACACUCCAGAAGGUUUUUUUAACACAGACUGUUUCUAUAAAACUGCCGCUACUCCUAAUGUAGAAUUUUGUUUUAAAAGAAACCGAGUAUAUCUGCAAAACUUUCCUCUACUAAGUCUUAAGGGAAGUAAAGAGGCCUUCAUAAUUCUAAGACCACCAUGGUUGUGCUCAUAUUCUCCUCCAUGCUGUCCUUGACUGUGUGGUCUACACUGUUAAAAUGCAGGCAGCUCCUCAGGGCCCUGGACAGCCUGAGUCUACCUAGAAUAGCUGUAACCAUUUUGACAUGUAAUGGAUUGGAAAAUUAUCCAUUGAGAAGCUGAAAAAUAAACCAAAGAACGGGUGUAUUUUAUCCUUAACCUUGUAAACCAUGUUUCACUGAGAACACUUCAGUUCUGCCUAUAUGCUGCUAGGCCUCAAUCUGAAAACAAUAUUGAUUUUGAGUGGACAGAAGCAAACUAACCAAGUACCAAUAUGUUUUGAAUAUACCUUUCAAUAAAAUUAUUGAAAGACAA